AUGAGUGGAAAGUCGUCAAAACAGCCGGACGGAACUCUGAAAUUCAACUCGACUACGGACGCGGACGAAAAGUCCUUUAGUGAUUCCGCCGCAAAAGUCAGCCAGCUCCCCCGACUGCUGAUGGUCCACCAGCUAUGGCUUUGGAAACUCGACGAGGAACCCAUGAUUCACUUCUUGGUAGAUACGGUCAUCACGGCCUUCCCCGUCCGAUGGCACCAGGGCGUCGAAGACUGUCUCCUCGACACCAUCCGCCAGGGCGACAUCGACUCGUAUCAGAAUCCGGAACAACUAGUCGAGAACAUCAUCUUCGAGUGCGUCACCUUCUCGGAGGAGUUUCGCUUUGCCGGCCUGGGCAUCCACGUGCUAGAUGUCUUCGAGAGCUCCAUCGCCAGAAGGUCCAACCAGGAAGUUGGCUACUUCAAGGCCUUCCGCGACUCUCUGAAGCAGCAGAAGCGCUCGCUCCACAAGCAAGUCAACGACGAGAUCUCUCUGAUCCAUGAGAUCAAGGACAUCCGCGACGAACUUCAUCUUAUCCUUCGCAUUUUCGAGACGCAGCGCGACGUUGUGAAACAGUUCUCCGGCCUCGACUACCUUGUCCAGAUGAAGAAGGUACAGAGCUCGCUAGAGGAAGCCGAGUCGGCUAGUCGCUUGAAUAACUACAUCCUGCUCCUCACUAUCUUCACCAUCUUCUUCGCACCUCUAUCAUUCAUGACGAGCCUGUUCGCAAUCCCCUUCGGCCACUUCCCUGAGAACGACGAGGGCGAAUUGCGAGUCCGAGGAGAUUGGGUCGCCUACCGCAUGAUUGCCGGGGAGUUUUCAAGCCUGGUGGCAGUCGGGAUUUUGGCCUACUGCAUGUCCGCCGCCGGGUGGUCGCUCUGGCGGGGGUUCGACCGGCUCCUCCGCCAGAAAGGGAGGGAGUUGGCUUCGUCCGAAGAUGCCGUCACUACAGGCCACCCAAGCCCGCACGACCGUGAAGACGUCGCCGUCUUAACCAGUCGGCUAGGAAUCAUGAUAAAACUGAAAUCUGAUAGACAGGCGGACCUAGAGAGUCUUCUUUAG
Molecule: messenger RNA, 1059 nt
Organism: Scedosporium apiospermum
Lineage: Eukaryota; Fungi; Ascomycota; Sordariomycetes; Microascales; Microascaceae
Exons: 6
Coding region: 1-1059 (352 amino acids)
Source: RefSeq, a predicted model, not a curated record